This is a messenger RNA of Histoplasma capsulatum G186AR, 1997 nucleotides long. Its product is annotated as 1-acylglycerol-3-phosphate O-acyltransferase SLC1. The record is from RefSeq and is a predicted model, not a curated record. Bases 1 to 906 code for a protein of 301 amino acids. Gene Ontology annotation, cellular component: membrane; endoplasmic reticulum. Gene Ontology annotation, molecular function: 1-acylglycerol-3-phosphate O-acyltransferase activity. NCBI's taxonomy places the organism in Eukaryota, Fungi, Ascomycota, Eurotiomycetes, Onygenales, Ajellomycetaceae. Gene Ontology annotation, biological process: phosphatidic acid biosynthetic process. The transcript is spliced from 2 exons.
AUGGCCAUCCUCUCCUACCUCGUAAGGAGCCUCACCUCCUACCUCGCCCUGACCGUCUCCCUCUUCGGCCUCUCUUUGAAAUUCCCGCGCGCCGGCUUCUUUGCCCGCUGUCUGGCCGCUUACGGCUGUCUCGUCGUCUGCGCCACCUACGGCGUUGUCGCCUCCAUCGUCUUGCGCCUAUUCGGCUACGGCGGCCUGUCGCAGUGGACCGUCGCACGCAGCUUCAAAUGGGCCAUGCGACUGUGUACCGGGUCGUGCUUUGAGGUCGUCUCCGGCACCGAACACCUCAGCACGCGCCCCGCUGUCUUCAUCUCAAACCACCAGACGGAGCUAGAUGUGUUGUUGCUUGGUGCGAUCUUCCCGCCCUACUGCAGCGUGACGGCCAAGAAGUCGUUGUCACGCGUGCCGGUGCUUGGGUGGUUCAUGACCCUGUCUGGCACCGUGUUUAUUGACCGGGCGAAUCGGGAGACGGCCCUGAAGGCGUUUGAUGGUGCGGCGGACCAGAUGCGGAGGGAGAAGCAGAGCGUGUUUAUUUUCCCGGAGGGGACGAGGAGUUACUCUGCAGACCCAGUGUUGUUGCCGUUUAAGAAGGGGGCGUUCCAUUUGGCGAUUAAGGCUGGUGUGGAUAUUGUUCCUAUUGUGGCGGAGAAUUAUGCGCACUUGUUGGAUGUAAAGAAGUUGCGCUUCGAGGCUGGGACGAUUCGGGUUAAAGUACUCCCACCGCUCAGCACCAAGAAUCUCCAAUCCAGUGAUGUUGACGAACUGACCAAGAAGGCACGGGAGUCGAUGCUGGAAGUUCUCCAGGAGAUGUACAAGACGAGAGACACCGGAAAUAUGGACAAAUCGUCAUCUAGGAGCCCUGUCGCAAUGGCUUCCCACGCCUCCUCUACUGCCAUUGAGAUUUAAAGCAGCCCGAAAGCAGUAAAAUAGAGAGGAGCCGCAGAGAAGAUACACAAUGCGUCACCCCCCUUUUUUCCCUGUCUCCUAGGUCCGUUUUAUAUCGAGUACUACACCGCGUGGUCUCGAUAUUCCCCUAGCGGAAACAAAUACAACGCUAUCUCCCUCACUCACAUUUAUUGACAUGAGAUGGGCUUCCCCGAAAUACCGAGAUAUUGCAUGAUGGAAACCAUAAUCGCCUUUUUUCUUUCUGUUUUCACUUUUCCUAAUUUUCAUUUACGACACGUAUAAAACGGACCCUCACGCACAGACGUACAUAUAAUGUAUAUAACUACUGGAACGGGAUUUAUGACGUGUCGGGAAUUAACGACUUUUAUUCCCAGCACUGUAAAUGCCCAUCAUAUCUCUCUACAUGAGAGAUACGCCGAACGCAACUGCUAUCCAAGCAACGAAACACGUACCGACCUGGGCACUAGAAGGGAUGCCCAUCCCAUCCGUGUCCUUCCCCUCUCAUACAACAUACAGACCUUUUCUUCUUUCUUCCUCCUUCUUACCAUCGUGUUUUACUUGCCACAUGUACAAGGUUUGCUCCUAUUCCAAUACCAGACCUCCGAUUAACGUGUGCGCUUGAGCUUGAACACUUAGCCCCUUAUUCCUGAUUUCUAUUUUUCCGUAUCCAUUUCCAUUUCGUUGCUUGCCUAUCUCCGCUGCACCAAUAAGUAGGAGACGCCAAAUUUGGCAGCACCGCGAAACUGGGUAGCGAAGCGGUUUUUGCCCCAGAAAACCCACUUCACCCCCUUCGACUUGCCUCCUCCUUUUCGCCUUGAAGCGGCCGGCAUUUCCUAUAAACACUUCCUGUGUACCUAUACAUUGUGCAUUUCCAGCGCGUCUAGGAGUUUUUUUCCGGUGCUAUUUAUCUCCUUGUCUUUUUUCCGAUUUUGAUGUUUAUUUCGCUGUUUUUGCUUUCUUCUCUUCCCAUCCCUUUUGAGUGGUCAUUUUUCUACCGCCAGUCUAAGCUGCCAUCUGUAUGUAUGUGGGUACUUUUCAAUAUGACGAUAGACGGAUAGAUAGGGCAAUGUAAAUAUAUAGACUUUUUUUUU